UCAACUAGGAAGUAGCACGAGAGUCACCGCUGAAAAUGUUUACAUUUAGUUUAACGCUCGUACGACAUGGGGAGACACAGUACAACAGAGAAAAGCUGCUGCAAGGACAAGGUGUGGACACGGUCCUGUCAGAAACAGGUCUGCAGCAGGGUGAGGCGGCAGGACAAUAUCUCAGAGAUAUCACAUUCAAUAAUGUGUUUGUCAGUAACCUACAGCGGGCCAUACAGACAGCUGAAAUAAUUCGGAGGAACAACACUCACUGUUCUGGCACGGAGAUGGUUUUGGAGCCAUUACUCAGAGAGAGGGGUUUUGGUGUAGCUGAAGGACGUCCUAAAGAGGAUCUAAAGAACAUGGCUAAUGCUGCUGGCCAGUCGUGUCGUGACUUCACCCCUCCAGGAGGAGAGACUUUGGACCAGGUGAGGCUGCGAUUCAAAAAAUUCCUCAAAGUCCUUUUCAAGCAAAUGUUGGAUGAACACGGUUGGUCAAGACCGGAUCCUUCUACAGGAGCUGUAGACUCUGCGAAAGGGACUGCAGCUGUUGCCUCAGACGUCGCUCUGGGUGGGUCGGCUGAAGACGGUCUCCAGGGGGUGGCAGUCCAUGUUUUGGCUGUGAGCCACGGCGCUUACAUCAAUGUGGCUGUCAGGCACCUUAUUGAGGACUUAAAGUGCUCUGUGCCUGCAGGGGUGAAGACAUCCCAGCUGUGUGCACCCUGUCCAAACACGGGCAUCGGUCGCUUCAUUCUUACCCUGAGCCAGUCCGAGUCCGGCCCGGUCCUCUCGGCUGCUCGCUGCGUCUUUACCAACAGGAAGGAUCACCUGGAAAUCCUCAAAGCUGCUGAAUAGUGCGGGAGUGGGAGAGACAUUUUACUGUACUGUAUGUACACAGUCUUCUGACGGGUACAAUCAUUAACACUAAAGGGAAAUAAGAGGCAGAGACCUCAAAGUUGCGACAAGUAACUGAAUGCAACAAUGCACAUGUGCGUUCUCUCAAUAAUCAAAAGUGUUUUACUGUGCAUCAGUGGUCUAACUGUGUAGUACUGUAUUGUCAAAGUUUCAUUAUCCUCCUGACUGUAGACCAGUAAGUUUUCCUCCUGUUGUACUACAUUUUUCUCUUUUAUCAUGUUAUACCAAAGUCAGAACUAUCUAAGCAUUCAACUAUUUAUUGAACAUCAGUAGAUAUGGCAUUUUUAAGUUGAGGUGUCGCCCUUGUUGCUACUUAUUUUACUUGUGCAUUACAACAUGACAGCACUGAAUCUUUGCUGAGUUUUAUACAUAUAUAUAUAUGUGUGUAUAUAUAUGUAUAUAUAUAUAUAUAUAUAUAUAAGUGGGAGAUAAUAAUGCAGGUUGCACACGUCACAAAAUACUGUGAAACUAUAUGUAUAUAUGUUUCUGGGUGGUUUAUAUUCAUAUGUGUUUCAAGCUCCUUCGUGUUCAACAGAAGUGGGUUUUUUUUUCUGUUUUAGAGUCACUUGUAAUCUCCACUGAAUGGCUGAGCGUCGCAGCCCAUGGCCUCGAUAUUUUCAACGCAAUGCCAUCUAUUUAUGUUAAAACUCUAAGGAAGACUUGAACAAAGAUGGGGUUAGGGUUAGACAUAUAACAGGAAACAGUGGUAGGAGACCUGUCUCUUUAUACAGCUCUUUCUGUCCAGCACCUGUCUCACUGAGGUUUUGUGGAUGUGCACUGGACUACUGCAAAUUACUUAACAGAAUGUAACGGUAUACUGACAGGAGACAUGUCGCUAGAUUUCUGUUUCAUGGUAUUUAUACAUUAUUUGGGAGUGUUAGGUAUGUGUUUUUCCCCAUCAUUACAAACUGCAUAUCUGUUGUGCAUAUUCUGCUCAUUUCCACGUCUUUAUAGGUACACAAUUUAAAUAUAAGUUAUAUAAUAAUUGGGUGAAAACGACACUAUACACUAAGUCAGCUGCUUCUAGUACAACAUUUCAGAACUGUUUCUUUUAUUUAUGGUAUUUUAUUUUUUUUAAGGUCAGUUAACAGCUGACCUUCAAGCUUUGGGAAAUGAUGGUAAAAUUGUCAACACUCGUUUGUGAUGGCUACAACCAGCAGUCGUUUAGCUUAGCUUAGUUUAGCCUGAUUUAUCUUAGCUUAGCACAAAGACUGAAAAUGGGAAGAAACAACUCUGUGUGAAUGUAGCUAAAUCUGCCUACCAGCUCCUCUAAAGCUCACUAAUUAACAAUGUUAACAAUGUUUGUUUAAUGUGAAGCAGAACGGGGUGUAAAGACGACAGCUCGCCGUUUCACGGAUAUUUGUGUGUCUGACUAUUUCUUGGCUUGGAGCUGUACACUUCCUGGAAUCUCUGCUGGUUACCUGGCAACAGCAGAAGCGUCUUUCCCAACAUGUCGAACUAUUCCGGUGUCUUGUCAAAGGUUAAUGGGGCGACAAUGACCAAUUUAACUGUUAGUUGAAGCAAAACUGGAACUAAGUGUAUUUUUAGAGCGACAUGACUCAGCAGCUACUCAUGUACCUGUGUGCUAAUUUAGCGGAAGAGCUGUGACGGUGCAGCUAAUGAGCGGAAAUGCUUCGCAACUGGGUCAGUGUUAAACUCAGCAUAUUCAUGACUUCCCUUCAGACACAGGUAAAAGCAGCAAAGCUUGAAAAUUCACAGCUGCGUCGGUUCACAUAAAAAAAAACCCACACAGCACUGAACAGGUUUGCUUCAUUAGUUUAUUAUGUCCCAGAUUCAAGCAACACUCCAUCUACAACCCCAACUCAUACAUUCAAACAUAAACUCUUACAUGUACAUUUAACUGUAAAGCAUCCUUAUAAAUACCAUAAAUAACAACAAAGGAAUGGAAUUAAAUAAAUAAAUACUCUU
Molecule: messenger RNA, 2831 nt
Organism: Chelmon rostratus (copperband butterflyfish)
Lineage: Eukaryota; Metazoa; Chordata; Actinopteri; Chaetodontiformes; Chaetodontidae
Gene: tigarb
Product: TP53 induced glycolysis regulatory phosphatase b
Exons: 6
Coding region: 36-842 (268 amino acids)
Biological process (GO): regulation of pentose-phosphate shunt; positive regulation of DNA repair; negative regulation of programmed cell death
Cellular component (GO): cytosol
Molecular function (GO): fructose-2,6-bisphosphate 2-phosphatase activity
Source: RefSeq, a predicted model, not a curated record